This is a messenger RNA of Arctia plantaginis, 252 nucleotides long. The record is from the annotation of a GenBank genome assembly. Lineage: Eukaryota; Metazoa; Arthropoda; Insecta; Lepidoptera; Erebidae.
AUGGUCAGAUUAGCAGUCACUGUUCUCAUUGUCCUCAUCGCCUCUUGUUUCGCGGCCCCGGGAGACCGCAUACGAAUCAGAAGACACGCUUAUGACUUCGGCCAUGGAGGCUACAGUGGUGGACAUGGUGGCUUUGUCAGUCGAAGGCCUCAGCAAGUUCAUCUUCCGUUGGUGGAACUGUAUCAGGGUAAAAAUAUGAUUUUCCAGUGGUCCGCAAUCCAACGUAUACGACUAAAAAUAAAGUUGACCUGA